Chinchilla lanigera (long-tailed chinchilla) is the source of this 3145-nucleotide messenger RNA. RefSeq names its product transmembrane protein 62 (gene Tmem62). The transcript is spliced from 14 exons. Lineage: Eukaryota; Metazoa; Chordata; Mammalia; Rodentia; Chinchillidae. The record is from RefSeq and is a predicted model, not a curated record. The coding region runs from base 649 to 2652 and encodes 667 amino acids. Gene Ontology annotation, molecular function: hydrolase activity.
GGAUAAAUUUAGGCUAGACCCAAAUCUCUCCUGUGAGUGGCUUAUGGCAAGGAUUUAAUAUAUAUUAACUGAAAAUCAUACCGCUGCGUUGUAAUAUUAUGUAAUCAAGUACAUACGAAAUCAGGCAAAGAAGAAAUGUCACAAGACAUACCAGCUGUACCUAUGGCAGGCCUGUAAAGUCAUAUUAAUAAUCAGAAGGGGCCAGAGAAAGCACCUGUCACAUUUGUACAGCAGUUUAAGAUGCAUCCUCGUACAUACUCUGAUUCUCACACCAAGCCUGCCCGGUAUGCACGGGAGGCCACCAGCUCCGGUUUAUAGGCAGCGAUCGAACCACCGAGGUCUGAAACCUUUGACCUCGGCGGGGCCAAGCCUCUAGUCUCCGCCUCCCAGCGGCAGGUCUGGCGCGUCUUGCCGGCCACCUCUCGACUACUAUCGCAGUGCUUGACAGUCUCAGUACCCUUUUCUUCUGUAUUACAUCUGCAAAACGAGCCCAGGGAUACCAGCGGCCACAGAAGGGAAGACGCAGGCGAAGGGGACAAGAACGGCACCUCGAGGCCGCCGUCCAGCCGGGGCCGCGGCACCAUAGAGUACAAAAGUGCGGACAGAGCGGCCCCAGGAGCGCCUCGCACUCCGUGCCGGACCGGCGGGAUGGCGAUCAUGCUGGCUCUGAGGGUGGUCGCGGGGCUGGUGGCCGCGGCGCUGGCGGCUUUGCUCUUGGAGUAUUAUGGCUUGGCGGAUCCGCCCUCGCCGCUGCCCCAGCGCCCCCACCGCCAGCGGCCUCACCCCGCGCCUGGCCCCGGAAACAGCAACAUCUUCUGGGGCCUGCAGCCGCUGGGCGGCCACUGCCCGUGCUGCCUCUGCCUGACUCGUUUAUCCCUGUUCAUUACCGGCUUUUGGCAGAUAUCCGACAUUCACCUGAGCAGGUUUCGCGAACCAAGCAGAGCCAUAGACUUAGAGAAGUUCUGUUCUGAAACUAUUGACAUCAUUCAACCAGCUCUCGUCCUAGCAACAGGAGACCUGACAGAUGCCAAAACAAAGGAACAGCUGGGAUCCAGGCAGCAGGAGGUGGAGUGGCAAACUUACCAUGGGAUUCUGAAGAAGACAAGGGUCAUGGAAAAAACCAAGUGGCUGGAUAUCAAAGGAAAUCAUGAUAUGUACAACAUUCCAAGUCUGGAGAGCGUGAAGAAUUAUUACAGGAAAUACUCUGCUGUGCGCAGGGACGGUUCUUUCCAUUAUGUCCACAGUACUCCCUUUGGCAACUAUUCUUUCAUCUCAGUUGAUGCCUCUCAAGUUCCGGGGCCUAAGAGGCCCUAUAAUUUCUUUGGAAUUUUAGAUGAGAAACAGAUGCAGGAGCUCUUAUUACUAGCCAAAGAAAGUAGUUGGAGCAACCAUACAGUUUGGUUUGGACACUUUACAACGUCCACUAUGCUUUCUCCAUCUCCAGGAAUCCAGUCAACAAUGAGUUCGGCGACAGCGUAUUUGUGUGGCCACCUGCAUACACUUGGUGGACUGAUGCCCGUUUUGCAUACUCGUCACUUCCAGGGCACUUUGGAACUUGAAGUGGGAGACUGGAAAGAUAACAGAAGGUACCGGAUCUUUGCUUUUGAUCAUGACCUCUUCAGCUUUGCAGAUUUGACCUUUGGAAAGUGGCCUGUGGUUCUUAUCACCAAUCCUAAAUCCCUCCUCUAUAGCUGUGCUAAACACGAACCUUUAGAAAGACUCCUUCACUCAACACAUAUCAGAGUCUUGGCCUUUUCCUUGUCCUCUAUUACUUCUGUCACUGUUAAGAUUGAUGGAGUUAAUUUAGGGCAGGCUGUUCAUUUGUCUGGUCCUAUUUUCAUACUGAAGUGGAACCCCAGAAACUAUAGUAAUGGCACACAUAACAUAGAAGUAAUUGUCCAGGAUUCUGCUGGAAGAAGUAAGAAUGUUCAUCACAUAUUUUCUGUUCAAGAGAAUAUGCAUCUUAUGUUUGAUCCCCUGGCAUCAUUCAUUCUCCUGACUGACUUCUGCACUGUGGCCCGGGUCCUUUUUGUGCUGAUUGUGCUGAUUCAGCUCUCCAUUCUCAUUACGUUUAGGUAUCUAGCAUAUCCAGAGCUUAAAGAACCUCCAGGAUUUAUAAAUCUGACUUCAUUUUCCCUUCAUGUCUUGAGCAAAAUAGACAUCUUCUACUAUUCCGUAUUAUUGCUGACCUCUUAUACUGUGCUGGGACCAUGGUUUUUUGGUGAAAUCAUUGAUGGCAAGUUGGGCUGCUGCUUUUCCUUUGGAAUAUUUGUUAAUGGACAUUUCCUUCAAGGCAGUACGACAUUUAUAGUUGGAAUUCUCCAGCUGGCAUUUUUUAACAUUCCGUUGAUGGCUUACCUCUGUUGGAGCUUGCUGCAGCGAUGCUUUGGUCAAAGUUUCAGGUCUCAUCUCCAUCAAGGAAAAUACUUGAAAAUUAUACCUGUUCACCUACUUAUGCUCCUGCUGUACCUCUGGCAAGUUUACUCCUGCUACUUUCUUCAUGUGACGUUUGGCACUCUAGCUUUUUUAAUAUCCCCUUUGCGGACCUGGUUGACAUUGCUGACGCCGGUACUCAUUCGUUGUGUGUGGACACUGAACUCGACAGAGUUUGGAACCUUCAUGGUGCAGUUGAAAAGCCACCUGAGCUCCUGAGGGCUGUCUUUGCGCACUGGCAGCUGUGCAGAAGUCCUGCCUUUGCAUGUUUAGUCCAGGUCCCUGCCCCCAGUCUGCGUGUGAGCCUUAGAGGACCGCUGCUGCCCGGACACCUGGAUGUUGGAAGGAUUACUCACUACUGAUUCCUGCAAAGUGGACCGCAGAAAGUAUAAACAAUGACUUGGUCCUGGCCGUCCCUAAGGAGACAAAGAAAAAGCCCUAAUCAAGAGGCGCCACGGCAUAGGGGCUGGGUGCAUGCAUGGCAGUAUCUCAGGCCCAGUGUGAUUUUUAGGGUUCUCCCUUGUAAAGCCUCUAGCACUGUGCCUGGACUUCAGCACUAUCAAGGAUGACAGCGCCCCGUGUACCUGGGCCAGAACCUGACUUCCCUUGAGAUGUUAAUUCCCAACCCUGUUUUCCCACAGGGUUAUGAGUUUUCUGCUUCCUUGGUCGGGGGUGUUUUCAGCUAAUCGAAUAAAUGAUGUACGACUAAUUA